Messenger RNA from Antrostomus carolinensis (chuck-will's-widow), 513 nucleotides. RefSeq names its product testis expressed 36 (gene TEX36). The transcript is spliced from 4 exons. Lineage: Eukaryota; Metazoa; Chordata; Aves; Caprimulgiformes; Caprimulgidae. The record is from RefSeq and is a predicted model, not a curated record. The coding region runs from base 1 to 513 and encodes 170 amino acids.
AUGCCCAAGCGCAGAUGCACCCACCCCAGCGAGCAGCGUGCUGGCAUCUGGUUUGCUCACAUUGGAGUAUGCCAGAGUCAGCUUGAGUCAACUACAAGGUCUGCACAAAAACAGGUCCAGAACUCAGGAGCAGCUCAGUAUAUUGAGGAUAGAUUGCCGCCGGGGUACAGAGCUCGGGAGCAGAGAGCAGUGAAUGACAAUUUCCCAUUUUCCUCUCAUGACAACAGACACUGUCUACAGAAUGUAGGAGAGUAUUUUGACUUUGGUAUGGGCCGGAGGAAGGUGGAACCAGAGAGACGGCAACACAACUCACAUGACUUCUGCCUCUGGGCUCAUGAAUCGGUUCCUAGCAGCAAGGAUGGAUUAACCAUUUAUCAGACAUCAUUUGUGAAAUACCAAAAUACUGAGAGCACAUUUUUUAGGCGGUAUCCAAAACACCACUUAGAAAAACGUUGCCCUGACAAACCUGUUCCUGAGAAUGAAAAAAACCUGCAGCCAAACAAGUCAUCUUAA